Messenger RNA from Petromyzon marinus (sea lamprey), 3254 nucleotides. RefSeq names its product leukocyte elastase inhibitor-like. NCBI's taxonomy places the organism in Eukaryota, Metazoa, Chordata, Hyperoartia, Petromyzontiformes, Petromyzontidae. The record is from RefSeq and is a predicted model, not a curated record. Gene Ontology annotation, molecular function: serine-type endopeptidase inhibitor activity. Gene Ontology annotation, biological process: negative regulation of endopeptidase activity.
GCGCGUAUGACGUCACAGUCUCCAUACUACUCUACAAAUGUAUUAUUAGUUCUCUCGGUAAAGUCACGUAGAAGGGAAACAAUUAAAUGAUGAAAAUAUAAAAAAAAAUGAGAAUUUAAUUGUUUUAUAUAUUUUUUUAUUGUGACUUUACCGAAAAAAAAAAACAAGAAUAUGAAUCCCCUUGCAGUCACGAAGGCUUUAAAUCAAGAUGUAUUAUUGUUUAAAUGCAUGACCUGUACAACAGAGACCCGUCGUUCUCACUGUCUGUAAAGCAAUCUUAAAAUUACAAUCCCAAUGUAGCAAGGUCCCUCCUGGAAAAAAAGGGUGCCUACGACUCAGUCUGGCUUCCUGGAUGACAAAACAACCAAAAAAAAACGUGGCACUUUUAUUUUCAGUCGGGGCUUCUGCGGCUCGCAGGGCGUUUCCAGCCACCGCGACGCAGAGCGGUCGAGCGAGUUCGCGUCUUGGUUGUGGGUCUCUCUCCCUCUGCGCCAAAGCAGCAAAGUUGGGACGAGGGCGAGACCCCGAGGCAGCGAUGGAGAAUGUGGUGGCCGCCAACGCAGAGUUCGCCAUCGACGUCUUCAGGACUCUGGGUGCACGGGAGGUCGGUGGCAAUGUCUUCUUCUCGCCGCUCAGCAUCUCCGCGGCGCUGGCCAUGGUGCUGCUCGGCGCCAAGGGACAAACGUCUGAGCAAAUGUCCAAGGUGCUUUGCUAUGAAGGAGUGAGCGAUGUUCACGAAGCCUUCAAGGGCCUGCUCGGCACUUUGAAAUCUCCCGGGGCGGGCUGCGUCCUGCGUGUCGCCAACCGUCUCUACGGCGAGAAGUCCUUCGGCUUCCUCAAGGGAUUUCUGCAAGCGACUCAGAAGUUUUAUGACGCCAAGUUGGCUGCCGUAGACUUCACGAAAUCAUUUGAUGGUGUGCGGAAGAAAAUCAACGCCUGGGUGGAAGAAAAAACUGAUGGGAAAAUAAAGGAUCUUCUGGAAGAGGGAACUUUGGAUGUCAUGACUCGACUCGUGAUUGUGAAUGCUGUUUACUUCAAAGGGAAAUGGACCAAAAAGUUUAACUCUCAAAAUACCACUCAGAGCAACUUUCAUCUCAACCAGCGAGAGACAAAGCAAGUGCAGAUGAUGUCCCAAAAGAACACGUUUCAACAUGGCUUUGUCCAGAACAUGAACUUAAAUGUUCUGGAGCUUCCGUAUGUGGGAAAUGCACUGAGCAUGAUUAUUCUACUGCCAGCUGCCAUCGAGGAUGAAACUAACGGUUUGGAAAAGCUGGAGAGGGAGCUGAACCUUCAGAACCUUCAAACGUGGACAUCGCCCACGACGAUGCGCUCUGGGGACGUUUUGCUGCACCUCCCACGCUUCCGCCUGGAGCAAAGCUACACCCUCAAUAAGCCACUGUCGAGCCUCGGCAUGGGAGACCUCUUCUCGCCGCUCACUGCCGACUUGUCGGGCAUGGACGGAAACCGUGACCUGUUCGUUUCGCACGUGGCCCAUCGCGCCUUUGUCGAAGUGAAUGAAGAAGGGACCGAGGCGGCUGCCGCCACGGCGGUCACCAUUAAACUGAGGCGUGCCAUGCCCACGCAGCCACCCUUUAAAUUUUGCGCCGAUCACCCAUUCGUCUUCCUCAUUCGUGACAACCGCAAUGGUAGCGUUCUCUUCUUGGGUCGCUACACGUCUCCCUGAUUGAUGCACGCCGAGGCUCCGAUUGUACACGGUAGAAACCCCCUCCUCUUAACGACGGUAAUUGAUUCCACGAAACCGGUCGUCAAGUGAUCUGGUCGUUAAGCGAGUGUAGGACUAUACGUUAAAUGAUGAAUUCGUUCCGAACAGCAUCGAAUGUAAACAAUGCCCCGACGCUCAUGAAUGGAUGUCGCUGAUUGGCCGAGGCCUGGUAACUUUACACUACACUAUACACUACUACUGUAUACUAUACACUAUACAUUGGGCUCUAUGGAGGCCCGUCGUUAAGCGAUUAGUCGGUAGCAGGGGGUUCUACUCUACACUACUAUACACUACACUACAACACACUACACUAUACACUACAUUACUAUACACUACACUCUACACUAAACAUUGGGCUCUAUGGAGGCCCGUCGUUAAGCGAUUAGUCAUUAACAGGGGGUUCUACUGUAUAUAUUUCAAGGUUUAUUGGCACGUUAAAAUGCGUUAAUGGUAAUGGGACACAUUUUGAUUUAAAGCUUUCGUGACUGCAGGGAUUCAUAUUCUUGGUUCUUUCUUUUAUUAUUUUAUUGUUUCCCUUCUACGUGACUUAAUCUGCAACAAAAGUCUACGCCACCAGGCUGAAUGAUAUACACGUAUCGUAAUAUCACAUUGCAGCGUCGUAAAAAGGAAAUAUUUCAAUUGCUUUCUGGAAUUACGUGUUGAUAGUACUAAUUUUUUUAUUAUUAUAGAUUAUCAAAUCGAUGCACAGCAGCAAUCAGCUUUCAAUCAACAACAAAAAAUCGUCUAAACUCAUUGUAAUUAAAAAAAAAAGUGUUGCUGGCUGGCUUUCUGCCUGGAUACCCAGCUCAAAAGUGGACACGUGUGACUGUAAUGUAACUACGCACAUCUGCGUGAUUACGUCACCUGUGUGAUAUUGAGGUGAACGAUAAGAAGAAUAAAGAAGCAAUAACAUUUCAAACUGUAUUCGGAACAAGUUUUGCUGGAUUGCUGGCAGACAGUCACGUACAGAAUGAGGGAGGGAUCAAUGGACAAUCACAUCUAAAGAACGUGUGAUUUUUCUCGUUGGAGGCAAAAAUAAAACGCCGACUGAGACCGAGCAUGGGAGAUGAUUAUCCACAAUCCCGCAGUGAGAGAGAAGAACCAUUGACUCAGUUGUGAUCACGUGACGCUCGGCAAAGCGUAUACAUAUUGCAAGACAUCGCUCGUUUAUCAAAUUAUUUAUUUCAAAAUUUUGCUCGUCUUGCAAAACACUCGCAGACCAAGUUACUCGGAAUCCAAGGUUUCAAUGUAAUGGGGAAUGGCUCAGCUACUCUCAAACAGUGCAGCUCUGAAUGUUAAAAGAUGAGAAACGAGAUCAAAUGUCACUUCAAACAGCCAUGGCAAACAUGGCAUGCCGCGUGUCCUACCAGUGCUAAAAUGACGAUUUCUUGCUGGCAUUAAAAGAUGAUUUCCAUUAUUGACGCUUGCAGGUGGUUAUGCCUAAUUUUAGUGGUAUUUUUUUAUGAUUAUUGCAUGUGAUUUUAACACAAGUUUAUACAUUAUGAAUGUAUAAAGUUCAUUAUCAGCCCGA